Zingiber officinale is the source of this 1521-nucleotide messenger RNA. Its product is annotated as zinc finger MYM-type protein 1-like. NCBI's taxonomy places the organism in Eukaryota, Viridiplantae, Streptophyta, Magnoliopsida, Zingiberales, Zingiberaceae. The transcript is spliced from 2 exons. The coding region runs from base 1 to 1521 and encodes 506 amino acids. The record is from RefSeq and is a predicted model, not a curated record.
AUGAAUUGUGAAGCUUUGAUGAAUCAAGAUGAGCACAUUCAAUCAAUUUUGCACAAACAGUCAAAGCAAAUGCGAAAUGAUUAUCGUAUCCGUCUCAAUGCUUUGAUUGAUUGUAUCAGAGUUUUGUUGCGACAAGGGAAUUCAUUUCGGGGUCAUGAUGAGACUGAAGGUUCUCUUAAUCUGGGUAACUUUCUUAUUCUAUUGGAGUUUUUAGGUGCUCAUAAUAAAGAGAUUAAUGAUGUGAUAUUGAAAAAUGCUCCUAAAAAUUGCAAGUUAACAUCACCGGAUAUUCAGAAGGAUAUAGUAAGAGUCUGUGCAUCUGAAAUAAUUAAUGUUAUUAUCAAAGAUAUUGGUAAUUCAUUAUUCUCUGUUUUAGUUGAUGAAUCUCGUGAUGUGUCAAUGAAGGAGCAAAUGUCAGUUGUUUUGCGCUAUGUGGAUAGUAGUGGGCAUGUAAAUGAGCGUUUUAUUGGAAUUGAACAUGUUACUAGUACUACAUCACUCUCACUUAAAGCUGCUAUUGAUAAGAUGUUCUCUAAAUAUAAUUUGAGCAUAGCUAAUGUGAGAGGACAAGGUUUUGAUGGAGCAAGUAAUAUGCAAGGUAAAUUUAAUGGUCUAAAAGCACUCAUUUUAAAGGAGAACCCAUGUGCAUUUUACAUACAUUGUUUUGCCCAUCAGCUUCAACUAGCUUUUAUAGCUGUGGCCAAGAAAAAUCUUUCGAUUUCUAAUUUCUUUCGUAUUGUUGGUGAUGUGGUAAAUGUUGUUGGAUCAUCUUGCAAACGUUCUGAUCUUCUUAAGGAGAAACAUUCAAAUUUUAUUGUUGAGGCACUAGAGAGGGAUGAAAUUUCAAGUGGUCGAGGACUUAAUCAAGAAACUACCCUUCAAUGUGCUGGGGAUACACGUUGGGGGUCACAUUACAAUUCUUUGAUCAGUUUAAUUUCUAUGUUCUCUGCUGUCAGUGAUGUGCUUGAAGUGAUUUCAGAAGAUGAUUCUAGUUCUCCUGAUCAAAAAACUGAGGCAUUUAAUUUAUUGGAGUCAAUACUUUCAUUUGAUUUUGCAUUCAAUCUACACUUGAUGAAACAUGUCUUAGGGAUUUCGAGUGAAUUGUCGACGACAUUACAAAAGAAAGAUCAGGAUAUUGUAAAUGCAAUGGAUUUGGUACAACAUCGUCGCUGCCACCCGCCUGUCUGCCGGUCGCUUGACCCACUACCUCCGGACGCUAUCGCGACUGGACGCUCUCCACUGGACGCAAUCGUGCCAGAUUCCGGUGAGAUCGCGGUCGAAUUCCGGCGCGAUCGUGGCCGGAAUUUGGCGCGAUCGCGUCUAGUCGCGAGCGCGUCUAGUCGCAAGCGCGUCAGGAAUCCGGCUGCGAUCCCGCCGGAUUCCGGUCGCGAUCGCUUCCGGAAUCUGGCGCGAUCGUGGCCGGAUUCCGGACGUGCUCGCAACUGGACGCGAUCGCGCCAAAUUCCGGCCACGAUCGCGCCGGAAUCCGACCGCGAUCUCACCGGAAUCUGGCGCGAUUAG